Durio zibethinus is the source of this 632-nucleotide messenger RNA. NCBI's taxonomy places the organism in Eukaryota, Viridiplantae, Streptophyta, Magnoliopsida, Malvales, Malvaceae. The record is from RefSeq and is a predicted model, not a curated record.
AUGCAGGCAGUAGCUUUGAGCAUUGCGCCACCCCUUCUCCCUAAUUUCUCUCCCUCCAAAAAACUUGUGGUAAGUUCCUCUCCAAGGCAAGGCCGCUCAAUUGCUUCCUGUAGCGCUCCGUUGAACACCAAAGCAAUUUGCACUUAUGGCAGUGUGUUUCCGGCAGAGGCAUGUGAGACAAUUGGCGGAGAUGCGUGUCGGGCAAAUAUAUACCCUGAAGUAAAGCUACAAUCAGAGGCCAGAAACGACUUUCCAAGGACCGCAACAGAGUUGAUUGACAGAGAAUAUCUCGAGUACAAUGAUGCAAAAACAGUUUUCUGUGCUGAGGCUUGCGAUGAUCUGGGUGGAGAAUUCUGUGGCCGAGAGUAUCAAAGGGAAGUGUAUUAGAAACAACUGACCAAUCCAUGUGGUUCUAGUGUCCAGUAACACCAGGAUCGUUCAACAUUCAGGAUUUCCUAUGUAUAUAUACUUGAUUUUUACUUGUCUAUGUAACUACUUAUACUUUCCUUAAUGAUAUAUAGUUCCAUUUGGAUAAGAAAAGAAUAAAAAUUCUAUACGUCUUUGCAACAGCUGCCAAUAAUAUUAUGUACAGUACAAUAAUCAAGUUUCUUGAGCCUUACCGGCAGAGAACC